CCUGAGUAGUUUUAUUUUGCAGAAAAUUACCGUACAAUGUCUGGUUCCGGUGGCGUUUCAAUUGUGCGAAGCCACAGCCGCGAGAACCGGUUUUACAAUCCGCCGCCGAUGAGGAAACAACAACAGCAGCAACAGAUGAUGAUGAUGCAGCGGAAGGAACAGAGGUUGCCGUUGAUUUACAAGGUUUCGACAGAGAAGAGAACGGAUCACAACGAAUGCGCCACUUCUUCCUCGAGUAAUAGUAGUAAAAAAAUUGAUGAUAAUUCGACGAAUUUGGAUCGGUUCUUGGAGUUUACGACUCCUGUGGUUUCGGCUCAGUAUUUACCCGAGACAAGCAUAAGAGGAUGCAAAGUGCGACAGCGCAGACUGGAGUGUCCUCCAUAUUUUGUGCUUAAUGAUUUGUGGGAGUCCUUUAAGGAAUGGAGUGCAUAUGGAGCCGGUGUUCCGCUUUUGUUGAAUGGGACUGACUCUGUAGUGCAAUACUAUGUUCCUUUUUUGUCUGGCAUUCAGCUCUAUAUCGAACCAUCAAGACCCACCCCAAGGCAGAGGAUGCCCUGUGAGGAGAGUGAUACGGAUUCAUUCAGGGAGACAAGUAGUGAUGGUAGUGAUAUUGAAUGUGGAACAGAAAAAAGAGCUAACAACAUUCUCCCGGGGUUUCGAAAUCAGCUGGAGAUUGCUGAUUCAAAUAUUCAGAGAUCGACUACACUGUCACUUAGAAAUAGACCCUUUGGGGGUUCAUCAAGCGAUGAAAGUGAUACUUGUAACACUCGGGGUCAACUUAUUUUUGAAUAUUUGGAGCAGGAUCAACCAUUUAGUCGUGAGCCGUUGGCUGACAAGAUCUCGGUUCUGGCAUCUCAGUUUCCGGCCCUGAGGACAUAUAGGAGCUGUGAUCUAUCACCUUCAAGUUGGAUUUCAGUUGCAUGGUAUCCUAUAUAUAGAAUACCAGUGGGUCCGACUCUGCAAAAUCUCGAGGCCUGCUUUUUAACCUAUCACUCUCUUUCUACACCCUCUCCGUCUACUGGGACAGAUAGGCUACCCUUCCGAGGCUAUAACAUUAGGGAGUUACAAGAUGCUGACAUGUCCUUAAAGCUACCAUUGCCUACCUUUGGACUUACUUUCUAUAAAUUCAAAGCUUCUGUUUGGAAUCCUGAUGGAGUUGACGAAUCCCAGAAAGCUAAUUCUCUUUUGCAAGCUGCUGAUAAAUGGCUUCAGCUUUUGCAAGUUAAUCAUCCAGAUUUCAGGUUCUUUGCCUCCCACAAUACAUACUGGCGUUGAGCAAAAUUCAAUUGCAUGACAGAACCAACCACUUGACUCGGAGAAAAAUCCCAGCAUCACCAGAUUGAUUGUUAGCUCAUACCUGAUAUUGCACGCUGGACUUGUAGUUCUUCCUCAUGGCUGUCGGUAAGGAUGACCUAUGUUGUACGGAUUGUUGUGGACACUGACAGUGGAUAGACAUGACACUUCCGCUCAUCUGGUGGGCUUCCUGUGAUACCGGGGGCCCUCUUUUAUCUGCUCAAUACCUUGAAGACGUAGGAACCGUUGGUAAUAAAUUUGUUCUUUGAUUAUGAUGAUGAUGAUGACAAUUUCUCUGAUAUUUGUAUAUAGACAUAGUCGCAUCUUCUUAAGCUCGGGAAUGUGUAACAUACUUGUACUAACACUUUGCUUGAAUUUUGGAC
Molecule: messenger RNA, 1676 nt
Organism: Hibiscus syriacus
Lineage: Eukaryota; Viridiplantae; Streptophyta; Magnoliopsida; Malvales; Malvaceae
Exons: 7
Coding region: 37-1275 (412 amino acids)
Source: RefSeq, a predicted model, not a curated record